AUGGAUCUCGACGGCGUCGACAUCGAGCUCGCACGGCACCUGAUCGACCUCCACUGGAACAGACAGCACUAUGCCUACCUUCUCACUUAUCGCCCUGCGGUCAUGCAGUCCCUGGCCGACGGCGGCCGCUGGUGUAACAAGCUGUUGUUGAACGCCAUGUACUAUACGAGCAGCUUGUACAGCGACCGCGAGUGCUUGAGAAGCACGCCGCAGGACACACAGAGUGCCGGGGACCGCUUCUACCAGCGGUUCCGAGAGCUUCUCGUUGACGAGAUUGUGCGGCCCAGUAUCCCCACCACAGCUGCCUUGCUGCUCACAGGCGCCGCUCUUGUCUCUCAGGGCAGAUCAAGCGCGGGAUGGACUUUGUGUGGGACAGCCUAUCGCAUGAUCAUCGACAUGGGCUGCCACCUGACUGUGGACGUCCAGCCCCAAGGCUCAAAUCAAGACAUCGACCUUGACAUCGAGUUCGAGUGGAGGAGGCGACUUUAUUGGGGCGCCUUCCUGACUGACGCCACACAGUCUCUGUACCUGGGCAGGCAGAUGACCAUGCGCCCCUCGGAAGCCCGCGUGCCGCAGUUGUUUCUAGACACAUAUGAGGAGCUCGAGGAGUGGGUGCCAUAUGUCGAUCCCAGCCAGCCCGUCAAGUCGCAAUCCGUGCUUCUGAGCUUCCGUGGCAAGCCCGCAUACGCUGUCUCAGUGUUUGAGUCGCUGAUCAAGCUCUCGCAAAAGACGGAGCGCAUAACGCAGACCUUCUACAGCAUCAACUGUGUCAAGCGUACAAAGUCUGAUGCGGCCAAGAUCAAGAUGGAGAUCGAGCAGGACCUCUCAGGUUGGUUGUCGGGGCUGCCAGAGCAUCUUCGCUUCGACCCUGCAUCUGCUGAAGUCCCACCGCCGCAUCAGAUCACCCCACACACCACAUAUCACACGCUUAAUAUCCUUCUCCAGCGUCCUUUCAUUGACGGCGGAUAUCUACAGGACAGGGUGAGCCCCGAACUGCGCCAUGCCAACGAGGAGAAAUGUGUCGAAAGCGCACUUGCGAUAUGGAAACUUGUCGAUGCAUACCGUACUGGACUGACGCUCCGACGCGCACCUUUCCUCCUGUCAUACGCCGUAUAUUCGGCAGUCGUGGUGAUACUGCGUCAAAGCAGAAAAGAGCAACAGCGUGGAGCUGAGAAAAGAGCAAGUGCUGGACCGGCCGAUUCCGCCACGCGGCCUCAAGCCAAGGCAGACAAGUUCAGGGAGCCCAUCAACUUCUUCUGGACAGCACUUUCUGAGCUUCAGCGCGGGUGCAACUUUGGCCUGAAGAAGCCGGUGUCCAUCAUCCGCGAGAUGAUGAAUGAGCUUGGGAAUGUCACCCCUACAGGUGGUGCAGAGGUGGAGAGCGGCUCCUCCAGUCUGUUUGCCAAGAUGUUAGAAAUGUAUAGCGAGCCACAUCUCUCGAAACAUUCGUCCCAGCAGCUUGAAUUCCGGGACACAAAUCGCCCAGUAUCAGGGAACGAGGAGCAAGCCGUGACGGACCAGUUCGCGGAAAGCCAAUUCGUUCCCAACAGCAACGACCAAUUGGCCUUGCCAUUUGAUCCAACGCCACCAGGAUUCUUGGAUUUCUUGGACGACACGGAGCAGACAAUCACGAAUGACACGCUCUAUGGCCUAUUUGCACAGGACGCAUCAUGGUUCUGA
This is a messenger RNA of Microdochium trichocladiopsis, 1680 nucleotides long. RefSeq names its product fungal-specific transcription factor domain-containing protein. The coding region runs from base 1 to 1680 and encodes 559 amino acids. The transcript is spliced from 3 exons. The record is from RefSeq and is a predicted model, not a curated record. Gene Ontology annotation, biological process: DNA-templated transcription. Lineage: Eukaryota; Fungi; Ascomycota; Sordariomycetes; Xylariales; Microdochiaceae. Gene Ontology annotation, molecular function: zinc ion binding; DNA binding.